Messenger RNA from Trypanosoma brucei brucei TREU927, 1701 nucleotides. RefSeq lists its product as hypothetical. The transcript has a single exon. The record is from RefSeq and is a predicted model, not a curated record. The coding region runs from base 1 to 1701 and encodes 566 amino acids. Lineage: Eukaryota; Euglenozoa; Kinetoplastea; Trypanosomatida; Trypanosomatidae.
AUGGUGAAGGUCGAACCCCCAGUGCAGCUUUUACAGCGGCACAUAUCGGCUUUGCCCUUUGACGUCCUUAUUCGGCGCAUUCAUUCGAGUGCCCUGGCAAAUCCGUCCCGCUCUCUCGAAGCGCAUUUCUUAGGCUCCCACAGCCCCCCGGAUAGAUGCGAAGUGGUAGCAACUAGAGCAGUAUCGGCCACCACUUCGUCGGCAGCACGUACGGCGGGUGCUACCGCAACUGAGCUUCGGUCACUCUUGAGCCAGCGACUCCUUCUUGACAUCCGGCGGUAUCAAGCGAGCAACCAACUCGACCUUGACGACCUCAGUCUCGUUCUAGCAAAUGCCAUACGUCACCGACUGUCCCCGGAACUUGCCGCCAUAACACUGCAAUACUUCGCCGAUGCCUUAAGUGCCACCGGGGCUGCAAAUCAAGAGCCCCGAAGAAUAGAGGCCCUUUCGCGUAUUAUGGAAGCCUGUUGCGAUGCGGAGCUAACGGAGUGGACUCCAAUGACAUGGGACUGCCUGGCGACCAUCGUGGCGCUCAUUGAACAAAGAUGGUUAGCUUUAGCCGCUACGGCUUCAGUGUGUGCCCUGCUGCUGCAGUUUUUAUCUACAGUGGUUGGCGCGCAACUCCAAGGGAGGGCAGCGUCUUCAGGGUUGCUGAAGACAGAUUCACAAUUACUAAAGGAAAGGUGCUUAAAACUUGCCGAUAGUGCCACGCAGGCUUUAGCUGAGGCUCUGGAGUCCGAUGAGUCAUCAAGGUGGAACCCGGGGCAGCUGCAGGGUGUGUGCGCGGUGGUUGAACAGUUGAGAAAAUUUGAAAAUCUCAACGCACACAUUUCCCAUAGUUCGGCUAAACAAAUGAGUUUUUGGAAACGCCACGGAACGGUGAACGAACCAACCUAUGUGUGGAAGAAAGUUCGUCGCGUAUUGACGAUGCAAAUUCUCACGCAUGGCACCCUGGAAAGGGCUGUCCGGGCAAUGACCCUUCAACAGGCAAGCGAGCUGUUUGCAUCUAUUUCAACCACUUGUGGCGCCGAUGCGGUUGGAAAGGUCGCCGCGCCUCUUCACCGUAUGCUGAAGGUGGUCGUGGCCGCUGAUUUGGGGACAAUGGGGAAUGUCAUUCGCAUCGGCGAAGCCAGCUUGGUGGCGGAAGGAGCGUCCGCGCUAUUGGCCCAGUCCAUCGAUAUCAUUGGCCGUUACAACUAUGUGCUGACUGGCGGAAACGGGUGGGGACUUCUCAUUGCAGCUUGCACCCUAUUCGAAAGGGCACCAUUGAGCAUCUCCCCUGUUGUGGAUCGUACCCUGGGUGCCCUUCAGUUGGCCCUUGAGGACGCCCAGUGGGUGUCACCCGACAGUCCCGAAUUCUUUGCUCACAGUUUAGCGGUUGCUUCGUUAGCCACACUUCUGGUCACGCAUAAACUCAGCACAACAACUAAGUUGGAGUCGAGGAUCGUGGACAUCGCAAAUUCAUCUCCACUGCUGAGGGAUGCGACCCGCGGGCCCUCGAUCGUGGUUCGAUGCCUCUUUUUCCUGAUUUCGACAGCCGAUGGGGCAAACGGCAGAGGCAAAAUAGCGGAAAAGCGGGCGUGUGCGCUGGGGCUCCUGAUGGCGGAGUCCAGGGAUCUUCACGGUAAGAAGGAGGACUGCGGAGGUAGUUUUCACUUAACUGCCUUCGAACGCAGGAUACUCCGAUUUGUGCAGAAGUAG